GUGAAUCUUAACAUCGCGACGAGAACGUGCGCGUUUCCACCGCUAUACGGCGCCACUGUUCGCCAAAAUUCAGAAUCGAUAUCCUCUCGCAAAUCUCGAAACGAACGAUUCGAACAUCGAAAUCUUUAGUCGAUAUUGAUCAAUGGAUAAUCAUAAUCGAAUUUUCAAGUUACACUUUCGUUAUUUCGUUGCGAUGUCCUAUUUAUAACGGAGGAGAAUCGAGAUAUUGGAUAAAUGAACUAUCGUAUAACGUGUUGUUAUAGAUGCUCUGAUCAUCACAAUGUCACGUCUUACGCUAAAGGAGUCGCCGAACGCAGCCUUAGACAAGACCUUGUUAAAUAAAUAUCUUGAUCUGCCUCAACCAGAAAAUCAAAUUCAGGCGAAGUACAUCUGGAUCGAUGGUACCGGUGAGGGUUUGCGAUGCAAGACUAGGACAGUAGAAUUCGUACCGAAACAUCCGUCAGAACUGCCGAUAUGGACGUAUGAUGGAAGCUCGACGUACCAAGCGGAUGGCGUUAAUAGCGAGAUAUACAUUUGCCCGGUGGCGAUCUACAAUGAUCCAUUUCGUCGUGGAAAUAACAAGCUAGUGCUCUGUGAUACUUACUACAGUGACAUGACCCCGACUACGACAAACAAACGUUUCAAAUGUAACGAGGCUAUGGAGGCUGUUAAGGAUCAAGAUCCAUGGUUUGGAAUUGAACAGGAGUAUACCUUCCUUGAUUUUGAUGGUAGGCCGUAUGGCUGGCCGAAAAAUGGUUUUCCUAGUCCUCAGGGGCCGUAUUAUUGCGGCGUAGGCGCCAACAAAGUAUACGGCCGCGAAAUCGUCGAGGCGCAUUAUCGAGCUUGCCUUUACGCUGGCGUGAAGAUCGCAGGUACUAAUGCGGAAGUCAUGCCCUCCCAAUGGGAGUUCCAGGUCGGCCCGUGUAGCGGAAUAUCGGCCGGAGAUGAUUUAUGGGUCGCCAGGUUUAUUCUUCAUCACGUGGCUGAGGAGUACGGUGUGAUCGUCACUUUAGACCCGAAACCCGUGGAGGGUUCAUGGAACGGUGCCGGUGCGCACACGAACUUCUCGACGAAAGCGAUGCGCGCCGAAAACGGUAUCGCCGAGAUUGAGAAAGCGAUCGACAAAUUGAGCAAACAGCACCUCAGGCACAUCCAAGCGUACGACCCACGCGGAGGAAAGGACAACGAGCGUCGUUUGACUGGGAAAUGCGAGACAAGCAACAUACACGAUUUCAGUGCCGGCGUGGCCAAUCGUAACGUUAGUAUCCGUAUACCUCGAGGUGUUGCUGAGAGUAAGAGGGGUUACUUGGAAGAUAGAAGACCCAGCAGCAACUGUGACCCGUACUCGGUGACCAAUGCACUGGUACGCACUUGCCUCUUAAAUGAAUAAACCUCGAAACUAUUCUCGAAUGGAUACAUCCGAUGGAAAGGAGAAAUUGGACGAGAAAUCUUAUAGUGCAAUAGUGAUUGUACCUUCGUCGAAUGUAUUCUGUGGGGAUAUAUAAAAGGCUUACUCGAUAAUUGUUGCUAGAAAUAUAGCUAUAAAAAGGAGAGAGGGAGGGAGAGAAUAAAUGUGAAUGCGAUAUUUAAUAGGAAUAAUUGUCAUAUCCUUUUUUUCGUUCAAAUAAUGUAUUUUGUAAAAUUUUCACGAAUCGAACGAUUUGUUUAUUUAUAUUUCAUAUUUUUAAGGGAGAUAGGAGAAUCGUUAUGUAUCUAUAUGUUUGAAUAUAUACAUAUGUAGGAAAUGUUUAUUAUUAGAUUAUUUCCCGUGCACAUAGUGUUAAUGCUUUUUUUUUUGUCUACCAGUUUAAUCCUAGCACGACAAUAAGGCGAAUUUCAUCUAUUCUGUUGUUUAGCGUUAAUUGCAUAGAUACUAAUUACAAUUACGAUUAAUGCGAUUUAUUGAUUAUUCCUAAUUCCAUUGAUCCUGGUGCUCGUUACAAAGAAAUAAAAAACAAAAUACGUACAUGAAAUAUGAAUAUGUAUAUUACUAGAUAUCGAAUGAACUUGAAAUAUUAUCUACGGCAUAUCACAUUCCUCGGAACAAAUUUUGCGAAUAAUCUGUUUAUAACGAGUCACUUGACAAUUUUCAGUUCAAUAAGUUUGAAGCGUUAUCGAUUUAAGAACACGAUAAUUUUUGUUUAAUCUUUUAUAUCAUUUUCAUUGAUACACUUGGAGACACAAAUAUAUCUAAACUAUGUAAGUUGAUAUAUUAUUUACAAAAUUGUUUGGCUGAAUGGGUAUUUUUUAUUCUAGAAUAAAUGUGAAAAUUUGUACAUUAAACACCACGCUCAAACAUGAUAUAUGUUUAUCUUUUAAAUACAAUAAAAAAAAGAAAAGAAGUGUAAUACCUCUUUCGGUACCUGAAAAUGCUAAGGGUGCCAUGAUUGUAUGUCGUUACAAUGAUGUACGGCUGUUAAUCACGAAAAAUUAGAUAUAGGCACGACAAAUUAGAAAGUUAAAUAAACACGUCCCCUUGUUGUAAUCAUUGUUUGAAUGAUCAUGCGAAUUAUAUGAAAGCGGUAAUAUAAUUAUUACCCUAAAAUAAAUACGUACGUAUAGUAACU
Frieseomelitta varia is the source of this 2567-nucleotide messenger RNA. It is a transcript of the gene Gs2, whose product is annotated as glutamine synthetase 2 cytoplasmic. Gene Ontology annotation, cellular component: cytoplasm. The coding region runs from base 281 to 1390 and encodes 369 amino acids. The transcript is spliced from 3 exons. Gene Ontology annotation, molecular function: glutamine synthetase activity. NCBI's taxonomy places the organism in Eukaryota, Metazoa, Arthropoda, Insecta, Hymenoptera, Apidae. The record is from RefSeq and is a predicted model, not a curated record.